CUUGGCGACGGGGAGGCUCCGGCGCGGCCGCGCUGGGGGGACCCCGGGACCGGGAAUACCGGGACCGACCCGCCCAUGGGGCCGGGACAGGACGAGGAGGAGCAGGAGGAAGAAGAAGAAGAAGAGCAGGAGCGGGUCCCGCCCAUUGCCACAACUCCCCCACGCCGGCAGCGGAGGGAGGAAUCCUGGAGCCGAAGCAGCAGCAGCGAAACCCAGGGAUCAGCAGCCAGUGGGAUCUCCCUGGGAGAAGCAAUCCGGAGGAAAACUGCUGCUCAUUGGGGAAUUGAGCCAUGGUUCCAGCUUCCAGCAGAAGUAGAUUCCAGCUGUUUAACUGCUGCCUCAGAGACAAAGCUUGGCCUGACAUGUGAGAGGAAUGACCUGUCAGAAUUCCCUACUCUGGAGGAAGGAAUGUUGUCUUUAGGAGAAGCAUCCAGAAGACGUUUUCCUGGAGAUCCAGCCCAGGGCUCACUGCUGGGUAUGUUCACGGUGGCCUUUUUUUAACUGCUCAACAAUUAAGAUUUUGCUGUUAAAUCAAUCCCUAACCUGGAUGUGAUUUCUUUGUGUUUCCAAACUGCUUUUGGUGUAAUUUUAUUGUCCAAGCCCACCUUCCAAACGAGACAGAGGGUUUGUCCCUCCCCUGCAACUUCUCAAACAGAUUAUUUUUGUCUCGGGUAAAACUAAAAAUCUUGUUUCUUCCUUUAGAAUUAAUGGCAAACCUGAGUAAAGUUUGCCAUUUUUCAGGUUCUCUCUGGCUGAGAUGAUAGUUCUCUGUGUCCUUAAAAUCUGUAUUCAUUCAUGAGUCAAAAAUCCUUAUUUAUUCCAAAAUGGUAAGUAUAAUAAUAAAGUAGGUG
Molecule: messenger RNA, 851 nt
Organism: Lepidothrix coronata (blue-crowned manakin)
Lineage: Eukaryota; Metazoa; Chordata; Aves; Passeriformes; Pipridae
Product: Alstrom syndrome protein 1-like
Exons: 3
Coding region: 76-501 (141 amino acids)
Source: RefSeq, a predicted model, not a curated record